Messenger RNA from Anopheles stephensi (Asian malaria mosquito), 2855 nucleotides. RefSeq names its product N-acetylgalactosaminyltransferase 6-like. NCBI's taxonomy places the organism in Eukaryota, Metazoa, Arthropoda, Insecta, Diptera, Culicidae. The record is from RefSeq and is a predicted model, not a curated record. The coding region runs from base 444 to 2273 and encodes 609 amino acids. The transcript is spliced from 2 exons. Gene Ontology annotation, cellular component: Golgi apparatus.
GUUAGAAUCUAGAUGCUUCCAAAUAAGCGGCUGUGGCGCUAACGGUGUCGGCAUUCUCGUACUAGAAAUAACGCAAAUUAUCAAUUCUGGGAAUACGAAGUACCGUGCGAGGUGUGCUUCUUAGCAAAAGUCCCGUUAUACCGGUUUGAAGUUUCUUGCUGAGGUUUGUUUUUAUCGUAUCGCGACAUUUGCUCAGUGAAAGGCGUGAAAGUGCAAUCACGCUCAGGGAUUGUACGCAGAAUGCACCAUCUGGAAUUGUUGGUAGCACAGGGAUUUAUAAUUUACCGCGUUUCUUUCGCUUACUGAAAACGAUUUGUUUUGCUUCUUGUGCCAAGUGAGUGUAGCUUUGUAGCGUACGAUUGCCAGCUCAUCAUAUCGUCCGUAUCAUUGACAGCGAUAUUGGCUGUUUGCAUCGGUGUAUCACGAGCGGGGCAAGUGCGGUAAUGAGGAGAAACGCGCGUACGUUAGUGAAGUUUGCGUUCAUUCUAGCUGGAGUGUUAUUGUUUCUCACACUGGCCAUCCGGUCGUUCAGCGAAAAUGCAAAAAUAGCACUGAAUGGAGUUUUCGACCCGGCGGCGCUCGUCCAAAAAGAAUCGCACGCAAGAGAAGGAUCGUUUUUCAAUGAACCACCGAAGAAUGUGCAUCACAAACGCGUCGAUUGGCACAACUACGAUCUAAUUCAUGAAGAGGCCAGACGCAGCGGUAUCGGAGAACAAGGAAAGGCCGGUCACUUGGACAAAACCGAGAGUGAGAUGAAGGACAAACUGUUCAAAAAGAAUGGAUUUAAUGCAGUCCUAAGUGAUAAGAUUUCACUGAAUCGAUCGCUUCCCGACAUUCGCCAUCGCGGCUGUCGGAAGAAACAAUACCUGAACGAACUUCCCAACGUAAGUAUAGUCGUUCCAUUUUACAAUGAACACUGGAGCACGCUGUUAAGAACUGCAUCAAGUGUGCUGCUUCGCUCGCCUCCGGAGCUCAUUGCUGAAAUUAUUCUCGUGGACGAUUGUAGCACUAAAGACUUCUUGAAAAGGCAGCUGGAUGAUUACGUCUCUGAAAAUAUGCCAAAGGUAAAGAUCGUAAGACUACCCGAGCGGUCCGGAUUAAUUACGGCCCGUUUGGCAGGCGCAAAAAUUGCAACAGCCGAUGUGCUCAUUUUCCUGGAUUCGCACACGGAAGCGAACGUGAACUGGCUGCCACCAUUACUUGAACCGAUUGCCGUAGACUACCGUACAUGCGUAUGUCCUUUCAUUGACGUCAUCGAUUGGGAUACGUUCGAGUAUCGGGCGCAGGAUGAAGGAGCGAGAGGUGCCUUCGAUUGGAAGUUUUUCUACAAACGACUUCCUCUGUUACCAAAGGAUUUGCAAAACCCCACUGAACCGUUCGAAAGCCCUGUAAUGGCAGGGGGGCUGUUUGCGAUCAGUGCCAAGUUUUUCUGGGAGAUUGGUGGCUACGACGAAGGAUUGGAUAUUUGGGGUGGAGAACAGUAUGAGUUGAGCUUCAAAAUAUGGCAGUGUGGUGGCAAAAUGUACGACGCACCAUGCUCCCGAGUCGGUCACAUCUAUCGUGGGUAUGCACCAUUCGGUAACCCGCGCAAGAAAGAUUUUCUCACCCGCAAUUACAAACGCGUGGCCGAAGUGUGGAUGGACGAGUAUAAAGAGUAUCUUUACAUGCGCGAUCGAAAGAAGUACGAAAACACCGAUGUGGGCGACAUUUCGCGACAGCUGGCAAUCCGCGAGCGUUUGCAAUGUAAACCAUUCAAAUGGUUCAUGACGCAUGUUGCAUUCGACCUGGUGGAAAAGUAUCCUCCAAUAGAGCCGCCGGACUUUGCGAACGGUGCCAUCCAGAGUGUCGCCAAUCCGGCUCUGUGCGUCGAUACGCUGAACCAUGGCGAAAAACAAACGAUCGGUCUUUAUUCAUGCGCCAAGGAUAAGACGCAGCCACAGCCUAAUCAGUUUUUCCAACUGUCUUGGCAUCGGGAUUUACGCAUCAAAUUCGGCGAGCUGUGUUGGGAUGUCUCUGAGAGUGUUCCUAAUGCUAAAGUUCUUCUGUACCAUUGCCACGGCGGACAGGGCAAUCAGUUGUGGCGGUACGAUCCUGAAACGCAAAUGCUAAAGCAAGGCAAAAACAACCGUUGUCUAGAUAUGGACCUAAACAAUCGGGAAAUAUUUGUAAAUCCGUGUGAUCUCAGUAACCCGCGGCAAAAGUGGCACUGGGGCUUCGUUAACACCACCUCGAUAGCUCAAUGGGACAUUUACGGCGCUAAGAUCAUUGAUUGAGUAAACAUCAUUUGAUUGCUAUCGCUAAAGAUAAAGUCCAUGUUUCACAACACAAUUCCAGACUGGUAUAAAUUCUUCUACAAGCAUUGGUUGUGAAAAGCUACCGAAAAGCUCCACGGCACAUUGACAACCGCUACACCGGAAGAGCUGUACACAUUUGCUCAAAUAUGGAUCGAUCGUAGUCAAAAUUUCAGUUGAUGAGUUCCAUUACAUUCUGCCAUAGUAACGUGCUGCAACUACAGUCUGCUUCAGAUAUUUUACGAAUAUAGGUCAUUUAGAAUAAUAUAACACUCCGAUUGUUACUUUAUUCUACGAAUCGAUUUCAGUUCGUUAUCGUUUACUAUGUUUAGAUACAAUCUGACAAACAAUCAUGUAUUAUACACACAAACUUCCAACUUCGUACGACAAAUCGGUAAUUAAAGUUCGACUUUGUAACGCGUGAUAAACUGGUUAUGACACAACGCGAUUAUAGAAUAAACAGCGUUUCUACAUCGUACACAAUUGUUAAGUACAAUAUUGCGAACCAAUAGCUAAGAUCAGCUGAGAUUGUUAAAAUACAAACUAAAAGGGUAACUAUCAAUA